GUAUUUUACCAAUCUCAGAGGAUGCCAUGGAAAUAGAUACAGGUAGCAACAAUCAACAAGUUGGCGACCUUCAAAAUUUAAUAGAUGAAUUGAAACUUCAGAUAAACUGGAUGCAACAGAAUUUAUUACAAUUGAUAAUGAUGAUAGUCUGGAAUAUGGAGUUAGAUAUGAAAUUGAUUCAAGAAAGCAAGCCACAUCGGAAAUAUGGUUUAGAUAAUUAUCAUAAACUUAAAAAUAUAAAUGAUUUUAAAG
Messenger RNA from Entrophospora candida, 252 nucleotides. NCBI's taxonomy places the organism in Eukaryota, Fungi, Glomeromycota, Glomeromycetes, Entrophosporales, Entrophosporaceae. The record is from the annotation of a GenBank genome assembly.